This is a messenger RNA of Carassius auratus (goldfish), 2269 nucleotides long. Its product is annotated as hyaluronan and proteoglycan link protein 1-like. The record is from RefSeq and is a predicted model, not a curated record. Gene Ontology annotation, cellular component: synapse; perineuronal net. Lineage: Eukaryota; Metazoa; Chordata; Actinopteri; Cypriniformes; Cyprinidae. Gene Ontology annotation, molecular function: hyaluronic acid binding. Gene Ontology annotation, biological process: skeletal system development; cell adhesion; central nervous system development. The coding region runs from base 201 to 1187 and encodes 328 amino acids. The transcript is spliced from 4 exons.
GACCUUUGAGGAGCCCAAUCUUUCUUGUGGCACAACUACCAACACCUCCACCUCUUCAUCGACAACAAGAGGAAGAAAGUAUUUUACCAUACCCCUUCCAGAUUCAUUACCUGACUUCUUUUUUUUUUUUCUUUCCCCCCGUUUUGUUCUUUUGCUUUUUCUAGUCAAAGGGCCUUAAGGCAAAGAACAAAAAAGACAAGAUGAUCGCUCUGUUUUCCUUGACACUGGUGGUGUUUGCAAGCAGUCUACAAGUCGAAGCACAAGGUUGGGGAUCAAGGAUUAAGGUCUACGCCAACAAAGGUGACAAUAUCACCCUGCCCUGCGGACUGGAAGGUCAGUCUACUAUGUUUGGAAACAGAAUCAAGUGGACCAAACUUGACGAUGACUCUACAGAAACUGAUGUGCUCAUCUCCAUGGGGCUCCACAAGAGAACCUACGGAAAUUUCCAGGACCGCGUUUACCUGUUGGAGAUGGAUGACAAUGAUGCAACUUUAGUUAUUACAAACCUAGAUAUGAACGACUAUGGCACAUACAAGUGUGAGAUCAUCAACGGCAUGAACGACAAUACUGUUGAAGUGGACCUUGAAUUGCGAGGGGUUGUUUUCCCAUACUCCCCUCGUCUGGGUCGGUACAACCUCAACUUCCAAGAUGCAGAGGCCGCGUGUUUGGAGCAGGACGCUGUGGUCGCCUCCUUCGAGCAGCUCUAUAGGGAAUGGAGAAAUGGGAUGGAUUGGUGCAAUGCUGGCUGGCUCAAUGACGGAACCGUGCAGUAUCCCAUCACCAAACCCAGAGAGCCCUGUGGAGGCGCAAGGACCUCAGCUGGACUGAGAACCUACGGCCGACAGAACAAGUCCAACAGCCGCUUUGAUGUGUUCUGCUUCACAGCCAGCCUUAGAGGACGCUUUUACUACUUGAUCCAGCCCAAGAGGCUGAACUUUGAUGAUGCUGUUGACGCGUGUAAGAGAGACGGAGCUGAGAUCGCAAAGGUGGGCCAUAUAUACGCUGCCUGGAAGCUGCAGGGAUACGACCAUUGUGAUGCUGGUUGGCUGGCCGACGGUAGCGUUCGUUACCCUAUCUCCAGGCCCAGGAAGAACUGCAGUCCCACGGAGGCUGCGGUUCGCUUCGUUGGCUUCCCAGACAAAAAGCAGAAAUUGUACGGAGUCUACUGCUACAAACCUGAGCCAUAAAACGCUUCAUGACACAUAACCAAAGAGCAGCAAUACACAGAUUUCCACAAUCAAACUUAUGAAUGACUUUUUGCAUGAACUAGCCAUAACUGUGACAAUUAUAGAAGGUAUACUGUAAAAACCAAUUACAUACUGCAGCAUUCUGAAUAUUAAUGUAAACUGUUAUUCUACCUAUCAUGUACAAUUUAUAUAGAUUUGUACACAAUAUGUAUGAACAAAGAAGCAACGAGAAUAACUCCAAUUGCAUUCAUGAAGGAAUUUUUAGCUGGAAGGAAAGUUAAAGUCGCAUCAUUUUGAUCAAAACCCAUUUUAAAUGUACGUUUGUCAAAGAUCUCCAUUCUGAUAUUGCAAUUAAAUAUUAAAAUAUUAUUGAAUAGUAUAAAUUUGACAGAAAGUUUUUUAAACUUGCCCAAACUGAAAUAAAAAAUGGACCUGACACCCUUUCUUUUCCUAUAAACUUGUGUGAUCUUACUCAAAUUCUAAGUUUCUUUAAAACUAUGUAUUUUCUGUAUUUCAUGUGUUGCUUUAUCAUCCGAUCCUCUGAACUGUGAUCUCAUAUUAUCUGUUUGGAAUAUCAAAUGAAUGUGUUUGGCCCUCAGUUUUAAAAUGCUUAUUAACAACUAUAUGAAUACACUUUAUGUUCAUCCAUUGUUUCAUUGUAACAUUCGUUCCCUUAAAUGUGUAUUUUGUCUUUUUCUUGUGUUUCUCCCUGCACAUAUUUUCACAAGUAUUUCAUCACAGACAGAGACAGAAUUUGACAAACUGCUAAUGAUGCAUUGAACUUUGUUAAAAAGCAGAGAACGGCAAACAGAAUUUACACUCAGAGAUUCUUUGAGGACCAGUUGUAUAUUCAACGUUUCAAGACUAUCUUAAGCCUAACUGCUUAAGAUACGAAUAAGUCUCGAAUGAUAUCAAAUAUUCUCCACUUAUAACUUUGCUUCGAACUGAAGAAGCCACAGUGCACAUACGUGACAUGUUGCUUGAAUCUGUAAUUUUUUCCUUUUUUUUUUUUCUUUUUGAAAAAUCUGAAAUGCAUUGUAUGAAUCAGAUUUUAAAUGAAAAAUAAAACCCAUAAAAAUGAA